UGUAGGUCUAUGGUAAACCAAAAGUAAAUAAACAUUCAACAUUGUAAAAAAAAUAUUUAUUAUUUGUUACAACUAUAAGCUUUUAUCCAUUCAAUACUUGAUAUAUACAUAAUGUUAUGUAAAAGAAUGUGUAUUAAACCACGCAAAUACUUAACUUUUAAUCACAGUUAUAAGAAAUAUGGUUUAAUAGCUUCCGUACUGGAAAAAGCUAAUGUCGGUGAAGUUGCUGAAAUUAAGGGAUGGGUGAAAAGUCUACGCGUUCAAAAAGAUCACAUUUUCGCGGACGUUAACGACGGUUCUUGUGCUCAAAAAUUGCAAGUUCUUAUCCCUAAGCAACUCAAAACUGAUUUUUUGACGUAUGGAAGUUCAGUGCAAAUAUCUGGGAAGCUAUCAAAAGGCCCUCGAGGCCAACUGGAAUUACUGGCAGAAAAUGUAACUGUGCUUGGUAAAUGCGUAGUUCUAGACGGCUAUCCCUUUAAUCCGCGCACUGCCCACCCACCUGAUUAUAUUAGGCAAUACUUACACUUACGAUCCCGCACAAAUUACUUUUCUGCUGUACUGAGGGUACGAAAUGCACUCACAAGGCAUAUUCAUAAAUAUUUUGCAUCCAAAAACUAUUUACACAUCAACACUCCAAUAUUAACAUCUAAUGAUUGUGAAGGAGCAGGUGAGGUUUUCAAAGUACAGCCUGAAAACGAUCAAACUGUGAAGGCAAUGAUGCAAGAAGGAAGAAAUAAAGAUACAGUAUAUUUUGGUACUAAAACAUACCUGACUGUAUCAGGGCAGUUGCAUUUGGAAGCCAUAUGUAGGGGAAUUGGUAAUGUUUAUACACUAGGUCCAACUUUCAGAGCUGAAAAUUCCAGGUCUCGCUUACAUUUAUCAGAAUUUUACAUGCUGGAAGCAGAAAUAGCAUUUUGUGAUAGCAUAGUAAAACUGCAAGAUGUUAUAGAAGAUUUAUUAAAGUAUUUAUUUACUGAGACAUGGAAUACUAAUGAGACAGAUAUGUUUUUAAUUGAUAAGAAUAAUAAAGUGCCUAUAUGGCUUAACAAAGAUUUUAUAACAUUAACAUAUGGAGACGCAAGGAAUAUUUUAGAUAAAAAAGGUUUAAAUAUCACUGAGGAAGGUAUAAAUAAAGAACAGGAGCUAGCUCUAGUGGACUAUUGUAAAGUACCUGUUUUUGUAACACAGUGGCCUAAGGAUAUGAAGUCAUUUUAUAUGAAGGAGUCCCCUUUAGAUAUUACCAAGGUGGAUGCUUUGGACCUAUUAGCUCCAAUCACAGGAGAAAUUGUUGGUGGAAGUCUCAGGGAGGAUGAUUAUGAUAAACUAAAAGACAAAUUACCAUCAGAACAAUUAAACUGGUAUUUGGAACUGAGGAAAUUUGGUAAUAUACCGACAGGCGGCUUUGGUUUGGGUCUGGAGAGAAUAAUGCAGGUUUUGUGCAAUGUUCCUAAUAUCAAGGACACUUUGCCUUUUCCUCGUUGGCCACAUAAUUGUGAUAUGUAAUUUGUUACUAAUAAUGACUGUAAAUGUAAUGCAAAAAGAUUACAUUAAAUUAAUUAUUUAUUAACUGCUUA
Molecule: messenger RNA, 1574 nt
Organism: Pararge aegeria (speckled wood butterfly)
Lineage: Eukaryota; Metazoa; Arthropoda; Insecta; Lepidoptera; Nymphalidae
Gene: AsnRS-m
Product: probable asparagine--tRNA ligase, mitochondrial
Exons: 3
Coding region: 112-1503 (463 amino acids)
Biological process (GO): asparaginyl-tRNA aminoacylation
Cellular component (GO): mitochondrion
Molecular function (GO): nucleic acid binding; ATP binding; asparagine-tRNA ligase activity
Source: RefSeq, a predicted model, not a curated record